Molecule: messenger RNA, 1260 nt
Organism: Acaulospora morrowiae
Lineage: Eukaryota; Fungi; Glomeromycota; Glomeromycetes; Diversisporales; Acaulosporaceae
Source: the annotation of a GenBank genome assembly
AUGAAAUUACUCAUACAAAAUCUCAUAUUACUUGCUGUUAUCAUAUAUUUAUUUUCCGAUCACACAUGUUCGGCUGAUUAUCCAUCGAUUUAUGGUCAUUCAUCGGUAUUGGUUAAUGACAAGCUUUUCAUUUUCGGUGGUAAUACUGAUUCUGGGGACCUGUCUAAAUGUAUAUAUUAUCUUAAUGUCACCGACCCCCGUCAGUCAUUAUCACGACCACUGAUCAAUCCCACAUCUUAUUUGAACUAUACCAUUAAAAUUGCAUGGGCAACAGCAGUCACAUAUAAUUCCACUAUAUUUUUGUAUGGUGGAAAAAACCAAAGUAUCGACGCACCCGCAAAUCUCUACAUAUUCGAUUCAAUAAACUUAACUUUGAAAGAUUCUUAUGUUCCCCAGAACGAAAGUCGUAUAAGCAUGCAAGCUGUUAUCGACUCUAAAGGAAAAAUUUAUAUUUUUGGUGGAUAUAAUGUUCCUAAAUUUUUAUCCGGUUCACUUCCACCUAGUAUUACCAUUUUGAAUAGCAUGAUUAUCAUAAAUACCAUCUUAUACAAAAACUAUUCGAUUGUCAAUACAACUUCCGGAAUUAUGGGCAGAGCAUAUUAUAGUGCUACAAUGUUAGAUGACAGUAUUUUUUAUAUAGGAGGAAUUGAUUCUUCCUACCGAUCGGUCAAAAUAACUAAUAUUAUCGUGUACAAUACAUCAACGAAUCAAUGGGCAAAUAUUAAUGUGAAUGUCACUGGUUCUGCAAUAAUCGAAAACCGUUAUGGACACACGGCGGUUUUAACACCAAAUAAUAGUAGUAUUAUUAUUUAUGGGGGAGUUACGGAUAAUGGUACCUUACCAGAUCCCCAACUUUUCUUUUUAAAUACAACUCUCCCUUAUACAUGGCUCAUUCCCCCUCGAGAUGAAACCUAUCCACUUCCUAGCGCUUUUCACACCGCUAACAUUGUUGGAGAUUAUAUGAUUAUUGCGUUUGGUCAAACUACAAAUUCGGUAACAUCGCCAACAAAGUCUUAUAACAAGAUACAUUUAUUUGACAUAAACGCUUCUACAUGGGUACCAGAAAAUGUCACAAAUCCGUCGCUGCCAUCAUCAAUGCCAACAUCACAAUCACCACCGAUAGACUUGGUAAUAGUUGCGGUUAUUCUCUGUGGAAUUAUAGCCGUUGUUUUCCUCGUUAUCAUAAUUUGUAAUAGAGACAGACUUGAGAGAAUAAUUGAGAACUUUAGAAGAAGACAUGAGAGAGAGUAUAUAGGUUAG